This is a messenger RNA of Lepidothrix coronata (blue-crowned manakin), 3111 nucleotides long. It is a transcript of the gene ARHGEF38, whose product is annotated as Rho guanine nucleotide exchange factor 38. The coding region runs from base 1 to 2322 and encodes 773 amino acids. The transcript is spliced from 14 exons. The record is from RefSeq and is a predicted model, not a curated record. Gene Ontology annotation, molecular function: protein binding; guanyl-nucleotide exchange factor activity. NCBI's taxonomy places the organism in Eukaryota, Metazoa, Chordata, Aves, Passeriformes, Pipridae. Gene Ontology annotation, cellular component: cytoplasm.
AUGGACUGUCCGGGGAAGGAAGGCGUGGGGGGAAGGAAGAGGAAUUUGGCCCUGCUGAGGAAUAAGCUGUACAUGGGGGAGAGGAGGAGGACAGAGCCCGUGGUGGAGAGCACCGCCACCGCCGGGGACCAUGGCACCUUGAGGAGGAGUCAGUCCGACAGGACAGAGUACAGCCAGAAACUACAAGAAAAAAUGGCCCCACAGGUGGCCACCUCGCCACAGGAGGAUGAAGAACAAGUCAGUAGACGCAUGAUGGCCAAGAGGGUGAAAAUCAUUGCAGAACUCAUGCAGACCGAGAAAGACUAUAUCAGCAACUUGGACCUUUGCAUCAAGGAAGUGAUUCAGCCCCUGAGAAACAAGCAGAUUGCUCGCUUUGACGUGGAUGGCUUGUUUAGCAACAUUGAAUUGGUCCAUCAAGUAUCAGCCAAACUGCUGUCAUUGUUGGAAGAAGCCACAACAGAUGUGGAGCCACCCAUGCAAAUAAUCGGGGAAGUGUUCUUGCAGAUUAAAGGCCCACUAGAAGACACAUAUAAAAUCUAUUGCUAUCACCAUGAUGAUGCACACACCAUGCUGGAAUCCUAUGAAAAGGAUGAAGAACUGAAGCAGCAUUUAAGAGACUGUGUACAGUCCUUAAAAAAGAUAUAUGAAGAAGAAGGGAAGCCAAAUCUAAUGGACAUGGGAUCUCUGAUGAUUAAACCAGUGCAACGGGUGAUGAAAUAUCCCUUGUUACUCCAUGAACUCUUGAAUUCAACUCCUGCUUCUCACCCUGACCACAAGGCGCUACAAGAUGCCCUUUUUGUCAUGAAAAACAUUAAUGUGAACAUCAAUGAACUUAAAAGGAGGAAAGAUUUAGUGCUGAAGUAUAGGAAGAAUGAUGAUGAUGAAACCCUUAAAGAAAAGUUUUCCCGACUGAAUAUUCACUCCAUCAGCAAGAAAUCCAAGAGGGUCACCAGCCAUCUGAAAAUACUGACAGGGGGAGAACCUCAGGUGAAAGAUCAAAUCUUUAAUAGGGAAGAAAAAUUGUUUCGAAGUUUAGAGAAGACUGUGAAAUUGUGUGUGAAGAACAUUUCGCUCUCUUCACAACAUCUACAGGAUUCUAUACAUCUGGCUGCCCAGAAUAUAGUUGGGCUUCAGGAAAUCUUGCAAGAUAAAGGUGACAAAGUCAAUGACUGUUUGAAAAAAGGGAACAACACUGCAAAUCUCUGUGAAGACCUUAUGGCUCAACUGGACAAGCUUAUUUUGACUCCUCUCUCAGCACUACAAGCCUUGUUUUCAGGCCCUCAGAAACUCAUCCAGAAGCGCUAUGACAAGUUGUUGGACUACAACAGCUGCCUUCAGAGGUCAACCGGAGAAGAGCUGAACCUGGCAAAGAAAGACUAUGAGGCUCUAAAUGCACAGCUAGUGGAAGAACUUCAGGUAUUCAACAGAGCAGCCAAAAAGAUUGUGUUGAACUGCCUACAUUGCUUCAUCACCUUCCUCAGGAAUAUUAUGUCUGCAGCGCUUCAAUCAAAUUCUGCUGUGGUAGUGCCUGUUCCACUGUCCUCCUCAAGCAUCUGUGAAGUGCAGAAUCAAUUGAUAGAGGAGGUUCACAAGCUGAAUUUUGUAAAAGAAAACAGCAGUGCAACAUUUAUUGAGAGAAAAUUGAGCUUGGAAAGAAAGAAACCUGUCCCUUCUCCCCUGGAGUCCCCACGUCAAACAGAAGGCCACAGGUCCAAGCUGUUGUCUACGUACAGCCCCGAAUCGCUGUACCAAGCUAAGCGCAAGUGCAAUGCCACUCAGGAAUUUGAUAUUGAUUUACAUGGAGGAGAACUGGUGGCUGUCGUGGAGCAAAAGGACCCCUUCGGAAGUACAAGCAGAUGGCUUGUUGACACAGGAAUCCUUAAAGGGUAUGUGUAUUCCUCCUUCCUGAGGCCUUACAAUCCAGCCAAAGCACAGAAGGAUGUCACAGAAAACGGCUUUAGUGAUGAUGAUUUUGAUAAUAUCAGCCUCUUUGUCUCUUCACGGCCCUCUACUGACAGCAGCACAAGAAGUCCAGGGCACAAGAAGAGUGACAGCAGCUCUUCUCUUCAAAUCUGUGAAAAUCCCACAAUUAAUGGCACAGGGACUGAUACUCUUCAGGAUAUGGAUGAUCAGCAUACCUUCUAUGCUGUUUACGCAUUUCAAGCAAGAAAUGACCAAGAACUCAGUCUUCAGGAGUACCAGAAGGUUAGGAUACUUCGUUUUUCUGACCUGAGUGGCAAUAAAGAAUGGUGGCUGGCUGAAGCAAAAGGUCAGAAAGGAUAUGUACCAUCUAAUUAUCUUGGGAAGAUGACAUACGCUUAGGAAGAGAAGGGCCCAUCGAGCCAGUCUCUCUGAAGCAAACAGAGUAAUCAUCUGUUACAUUUUGCAGCAAGCAAGGCAAACUCACAAGUGAUUGACAGAAGCCAUGGUAUCCAGCACACAAAUGAUAUUGAGAACCUCCAUCCUCCAAAAGCUAUCACCUUGUCAAGAUCUGAGUGAAGAAUGACUUAACAGAAAGACUGAUCCUGAUUAACAUCCUAAAGAGCUUGCUUUUCUAUUACCCCAUAAUUUUCUCUUUUGUCAAAGCAUCCUGUGUCAAGAGUCAACCUACAAGUACAAAUCACAGCUGAAAUCAUGUUUUUCUUCCAUAAUAUUUAGCAAAUACUAUUCAAGAUGAAGAGAAUUAGCCUUGAAAAAGGACAAAUUCAGUCAUCAGGGAUACUGUAGGCUGAAUUGUUCCUUAACUGCUAUUUCAAUGAACAUAGAUGGAUCUUAAAACUUGAACUUUUUGACUGUCUGUUUUUAUCCUCAGUCACUUUUGUAAUGAAUUUUUUCCUCAGUGGAGAUUAUUGGAUUGAGAAAAGAAAAGGAGUUUCAUUUUUUAGAAACAUUUCAACUUACAAUAUACCAAGCGUGGUGGUACGAGUGACUGGUCCCAGGGAAGAAGGUAUGUUUAGUUAAAUAUGGAAAUGCAGGGGGGGAAAGAGGGGACACAAGAAACAACUACUGUGAAUUAAAGAAGUUACAAUUUUCAAAAGAAUUACACAACUGCUUUGUAUGGUAUAAACAGUUUGUAGCAAUAUGGAAUUACCCCAGAUUUGAAAUUCCACA